UUACGCGAAGAGUGAAGCCGGUUUGGGUUAGUGCCGCUUUCGGAAGGGACCAUGUUAGCAAAAGUCCGUAUGGUGCAUUUCCGGUUGCAGUUGGCAAGCUUUGGAAGACUUCAGAUUGUCGAGACACGAGGGAGAGAAGUACAGACGCAUGAUAUACAUUUGACUUGCCAACUGACCUAGACAGAGCACGUUGCACAAGAAGACAUCGCGUCCAUCAUGGUGCCCCCCAAGCACAGGUGGAGCUACACUACCUACAUUCAACACUGUGCCCCACUGUGAGUCACAAUGGUCCACUGUGAGUCACAAUGGUACUGAUGGGUCCGACACCUGGUGGCAGAUCACGCCCGAGGACAACCCGAAAUAACCUGACCUACAAACCUCAAGAACACACAGAGAAUACUGACCAAGGCUCUCCAGGAUUAUUGGACGCUUCCACAGGAUCGCAGGCAGGACCUGUUGCCAAAGGACACUACCACAAUGACACCAUGAACUUUGAGAGGCCUGAUGUCGGUAAAGACUCCGAGGAUCAAGUUGUGAUUCUGGAUGACACCAGCAUAGCUUCCAUCCACAAGAUUGGGAAAUGUGAUGCCAUGUAUAUAUAUGCUGCAGGAGAAAGUUCAUCACAUGAAACAGUGGUAGUGAAUGAUGAUCUUGAGAGGGGGUGUCGGGGAACUCUGAGUAAUGGGUUGGUCGGUCAGGGUGACGAUGUUCAGACAGGUACUGAAUGUAAGACUGGUAGAGUUGUCAAGGAUGCGGGGUUGAAGGAUCCGGGGGAUGAAAGUCAAACCUUCAGCUACCUGUUUGAUGGAGCUGAUCACAGUCUUUUUGACAUCUCUUUGCCUUCUGGAGGACUCCCCAGGACAGUUGGUGGUGCAAGGGACAUGGUGGUGGAUGCUGUCAAGACCACAGCAGGAACAGCUGUAGGGAAUCGAUCAGUGGGUGGUGUCAGGCAGAGAAUUGUCUGCAGUGACCAUUUGGUGGUUGGUGAAGGAAGGAAGGAUGUUGGGAUAGUUAAUGUUGAUACUGACAGUGUUGGACCAGUGUCUGGGGGUGACAGGUCAAUACGACUUGAAGGAGAGGACCUCAGAAAUCCUUGUGUUCUGGGGAAGAGUGUUGGACCAGGGUCUUCAGAUGGGAGGCCACCAGAACUUGCUAGAACAGACCUCAGAAAUUCCCAUGUUCUUGAGGACAGUGUUAAACCAGGGUCUGCAGAUGGGAAGCCAAUACAAUUUAUCAAGCAGGAUAGUCAAUAUAUGUUGAAGGACACUGUAGAUGAAAUAGAUAAAAUCACCACACAAAAUAAUAAUAAUGUCGAAAGAAACCCUACCAGUUCUCAGGUGACUUGUGACAACAUGGUUUUGGACCUUUCCACGGCAUCCCAGGAUGACAGCGAUGGGGAGGAUGUUCUUCAAGAGCUAUCAUCUGCUCCUUGUAAGAUAAUUGCCACCAUGGACACCAACGUCCCUGAUGAAAACGAUUCUGAGAGAACAAAAAAUAACAUUACAAUUCUCCGCCUUUCAUCUUCCAGAACAUCACAGGACCAUCCAAAUAAAUCACAUGUCCCAAGUGCAGAGUCCUUGGAAACAGGUCAAGGUCAAGAUAUGACCUUGUCUCAUGACAGUGACCUUAGUCAAGAAAUAGAAACUCGUUCCAGAAGGACUGAUGACAUAAGUGCUAAGGUGUGUAGUGAGAAUCCAUCUGAAAGUGGUGUUUUCAUGUCUGUUGUCAUCAAAACAGAGCCUGACUCUUCUGUCCCGGACAUGCCGUACUUCGAAAUGGAAGUCCCAUCCCGACCGUUGUCCGACAGAGGAAGGAGGAAGCUGACAGAGGCAGACAGGGACUCCCCACUGCCUGCAAAGCGACUGAAGAAGAAUUCGAAAUCCCAUGGUAAUCAAAUGGCGACCAAAUCAGCUUCUAUUUCCUAUUCAUGCAAGGUUUGUGAAAAAUCUUUUUCUAAGGAAACAAAACUGACUGUUCAUCUGAAGCUCCACCGCCAAAAUGAUGACCUUCAGUGUGUGACGUGCAGUAGGAAAUUUAAAACAGUGGGACGAUUCAAAUCUCAUGAGUGCAAAAGCAGUGUUUACUUUGAAUGUGGAAUCUGUGAACAAGUUUUUACCGAGAGGGACAAGCUAAAACAUCAUGUAGAAAACCAUCGCAAACAACCCGAGGUGAUCAACUUUGAAUGUGGCAUCUGUGAACUGGCCUUCACUGAAGCCACCAGUUUGAACGUUCACUUACAGACCCAUGAAGAUAGGAAACGGUUUCAGUGCAAGCUGUGCGAGAAGACGUUCAAGAGCUCCAAAUGUUUGGUCAAUCAUAGAAAGAAGAAGCAUGGCAAGACUUAUAAAUGUAAUAUUUGCUCAAAGCAGUUUGGGAAACAAACAAGCCUUGAUGCACAUGCUACAAUGCACACAAAGAGACAAAGGUUUGGAUGUAAGAAAUGCCAAAAAAGGUUUUCAAAGUUGAUAGAUUUGAGGAUCCAUUUGAAGACGCAUAAGCGAUGGAAGUGUAAAACUUGUGAUGAAAUUUUUGAAACCAGCACAGAACUGGUUGAGCAUAAGGUUGAUCAUGAGACAAUGUAUGAGUGUGCGAACUGCGAAUUUACCUGUAGCUCUGAGGCUGUGAUAAAAACACACAUGAUCUCCCAUGAAGAAACAAGAUCCUUUCCUUGCGCGGAAUGUGACAAGAGCUACAAGUCCUUAAAAUGGUUGCAGAAUCAUUGUAAAAAGAGUCAUGGAAAACACUACAAGUGUGAUGUUUGUUCUGAGGAGUUUGAGGAAGCAACAAGUCUCUCUAGUCAUUCUCUACUACACUACAGUGAAGACAAUUUUAAGUGCGAGGCGUGUGGACUGAGGUUUCAUAAUAAUAAAGAAAUGAUGCAGCAUGUGAAGAUUCAUAAAAAAUGGAAAUGUCGAAGAUGUGACAUUGAAUAUGAGACACAAGAAGAACUGAAGAUUCAUCGGGAUCGACAUAAGAGACCAUUUCGUUGUGUUGCGUGUGAUUUUGCAAGUAAGACUGCAAGUGAGUUGAAGAACCACAUGCUAAGUCACGACGACAUUCAUGAAUUCACGUGUAAAAUAUGCGAUGAAACGUUCACGACAGCGACAGCUUUGUACAGCCAUCAACUCACUCACAUCAAUCUUAAGAAAUAUACAUGCGAGUACUGUGGGUCAGGGUUCACGCACCGCUCAACAUUAAUUAUACAUAAAAGAGUCCAUACGGGCGAGAGACCGUAUCCUUGCACCAUGUGUGAUAAGGCCUUCAUUGAAAAAAGUGCACUGAGAUCUCACAUGAUCUCCCACAGCUCGGAGAGAAAACAUAAGUGUGAACAGUGCGGGAAAACUUUCCCCCAUAAGUGCAGUUUGGUGAGACAUUGGAGAAUUCACAACGAAGAAAAGCCUUUUCAGUGUGAGCAAUGCAAGAAGACCUUUGGACAGUCCACUCAGCUGAAGAGACACAAGCGGACUCACACCGGUGAAAAGCCAUUCAAGUGUGAGGAUUGCGGGCUCCGAUUUGGAUAUAUAGAAACACUACGCUCUCAUAGAAGGAUUCAUAAUGAUAUCACAAUAUACUGUAAGCUGUGUGACAAGUCCUUCUCGACGACGGUUCAUUUGAAAAGGCACAUGAAAACCCACACUGGUGAGGUGGACUUCGUGUGUGACAUGUGUGGGGAGGGGUUUACCAGGAAGGACUACUUUAUGAAACAUUUCAAGUCUCAUGAAAAGAAAUCUGAGAAUGCAAAAGCCAGCAAGGUGCAUAGUUAGCUUUUCGACAGGCACAUGAGGUUUGUGAAUUACAAAGCUGAAGGCAUUAUGUGUCAACCGGAAGAAAAGAUGUAAAAGGUGGAAUUUGAUUUAAAUGGAGCAUUCCAUGCACCUGACAUUGAUUUGAUAUGAUUGACUCGAAUCUCUAGAAACAAUUUGAUUUUGACAAGGGGGUUGUCAGACCAUUUGGUCAAUCUGCCUAUGUGAACCCUAUUUCGACAAAAAAAGUUCUGCAAUUAACAUGAGCAUGGAAGGUUACAUGAUAGUUUUUAUCCCUAAUGUUCAGUGUUUAGUCAUGUAAGGGACAUAUAAUAAAUGACCAGUCUCUAAGCAACAUUUCCAGAUGUAGCUCCUCCAUAUAUAUAUAUAUAUAUUAAUGUAAAAAGUGACGCACAUCUGGCAUGUUGGCACCCUAAUAUUUGAACCUUGGUCUGAUGUUUAUCAUCUGUUGGUUUUUCUCAAUGUUAAAUUUGAUCAUGUUUAUAUUAUUAAGGAUUUAUAUAGGUGUUCUAAUCGGUCAGUAUUCAGCUCCGGACUUACAAACAAUUUAUUUAAGUUUGAAAAUGGUGAUUUACCGCAUCAAUAAAGUGAAAAGGACUUAAAUAGUAACUUUUACAUUACUGCAUUGAACGAAAUGUCAAAUAAAGAUUUUUAUAAGAAG
Haliotis rufescens (red abalone) is the source of this 4425-nucleotide messenger RNA. Its product is annotated as zinc finger protein 493-like. Lineage: Eukaryota; Metazoa; Mollusca; Gastropoda; Lepetellida; Haliotidae. The record is from RefSeq and is a predicted model, not a curated record. Bases 306 to 3764 code for a protein of 1152 amino acids. Gene Ontology annotation, biological process: regulation of DNA-templated transcription. The transcript has 2 exons. Gene Ontology annotation, molecular function: DNA-binding transcription factor activity, RNA polymerase II-specific; RNA polymerase II cis-regulatory region sequence-specific DNA binding.